CAACAGGCUCCCUCAUCCACUUCUCUUGCCUCCUCCUCCUUGGUGAACAAGGUGCGCCUCCAUCCCGCAGCCAUGUCGUGUUACGAUCUGUGCCGUCCCUGUGGGCCAACCCCACUUGCCAACAGCUGCAACGAGCCCUGUGUCCGGCAGUGCCAGGACUCCCGUGUGGUGAUUGAACCAUCUCCCGUGGUAGUGACCCUGCCUGGCCCCAUCCUCAGCUCCUUCCCCCAGAACACCGCUGUGGGAUCCACCACCUCAGCUGCCGUUGGCAGCAUACUGAGUGCUGAGGGAGUGCCCAUCUCCUCUGGAGGUUUUGGCCUCUCUGGCUUUGGUGGCCGCUACUAUGGCAGGAGGUGCCUGCCCUGCUAAAGCCCAUGAGGAAGUCCAGUGAGCACAUUGACCAGGAAGCUCGAAGCCAGUUGCCGAACUGAAGAUGGAGCUGCUGGCCAGAGUUUCUAGAUGGGCUGAGCACCCUCGUGGCCUCCUGCAGAGCAGAGAGGGAAGCCAGGGUGCCAGCCUGCGCUGUCUGGAAACAUGGCCAGCAGACAUCUUCUUCUUCUUCCACUUUCUUCUGUGCAUCAUGAGCCGUUGUUGUCUCCUGCUGUCCUAUGCCAUGGGUUCAUCUGGAAGCAAGUCAGAAGUGUCCUAUUUCUUCUGCCUCUCGCCAUGUGAGGGAGGAAGACAUGCAACCCAUUGUGUUGAAGGAGGGUCUGACUGGCAGCUGUCCUUGUGGCAGCAUGUACCGGAUUCUUUCCACCAUGUGCUGCUUUGAUUCCUUCUUCAGACUCAUUAAA
Molecule: messenger RNA, 794 nt
Organism: Anas platyrhynchos (mallard)
Lineage: Eukaryota; Metazoa; Chordata; Aves; Anseriformes; Anatidae
Source: RefSeq, a predicted model, not a curated record